Molecule: messenger RNA, 906 nt
Organism: Drosophila suzukii
Lineage: Eukaryota; Metazoa; Arthropoda; Insecta; Diptera; Drosophilidae
Source: RefSeq, a predicted model, not a curated record
AUGAGCACACGCGUCACCAGAGCCGAAACACGCAGGAGGAUGGCGGCCCUCCAGGAACCUCGCCCGGGGCAAGGAUGGUCGGAGACCCGGCCUACCCGAGCUUCGCGGCGGGCCCUGGAGCGGACUCGAGGCGAGGACUCCGCACCGGAACCCGCGGUGAGCGACGACAGCGACGUGGAGGUGAUCGGCGAUCCCGCCGUCGAGGAGAGAGAGUGGCGACUCCGGAAGGCGGCGGCGGGCGGUCGGAUACCGCGCGGGACGACGGACGUCGGAGGAGAGGAACUCCCGAGGAGCCACUCGGAGGCGGUCUGUCGGGCCGCCGAGGAGUCUCGGAAGCGGUUCCGAGACCGGGAGCCGUCGGACGAGGAGCAGCAACGGUCGACGGAGGAGGAGGCAAGAAGGCAGGCGCGGCUGCGGCAGGACCACGAGGCGGCGGCGGCGCGGUGGCAUGCCCGCUUGCGAGAGGCGGAGGAAGAAGAGCGACGGAUGUGGGAGGCACAGGUGGAGGACGCGUGGGAGGUGCCACUCACCCCCAGAUACGCGGCCGAGGAACGCAGCCCGAGGGACGAGGACGAACCACGCGCGCCAUCCCCUCCGCGGUGGUUACCCGAGGUGCCACCCACUCCCCGCUACGAGGGGGAGUGGCUCACGGACGGCGACGAUGGAGCACCGUUGGCCACGCCGCCGUGGAGGCCGGCCCGGCCACCCACGCCGCGAUACACGGAGCCACGACGACCGGAGGAGCAGACGCCGAGCGAGGAGUCGACCGCGCAGCCGAUGCCGCAACCGGAGGAGGAGGACGUCCACCAAGCAAGGGCGGACGAGCCGUCGGUGGUGCGGACGGAGGUGCCGGCCGCGCACGUGAGCCACAGCACACGGGCGUUCGAGGCCGAGGGCAUGCGGUGA